Daldinia loculata is the source of this 2103-nucleotide messenger RNA. RefSeq lists its product as uncharacterized. NCBI's taxonomy places the organism in Eukaryota, Fungi, Ascomycota, Sordariomycetes, Xylariales, Hypoxylaceae. Gene Ontology annotation, molecular function: zinc ion binding; DNA-binding transcription factor activity, RNA polymerase II-specific. The transcript has 3 exons. The record is from RefSeq and is a predicted model, not a curated record. The coding region runs from base 1 to 2103 and encodes 700 amino acids. Gene Ontology annotation, biological process: regulation of DNA-templated transcription.
AUGUCGCCGUCGUCGACGGGUGAUUCGCCUCUUUCCGCCGGCGCAGCGAGCAAUUCGGGGCGGCCUUUUCCCUUACCCUCGAGAGAGACAUUCUCUAUUGAGGUUCCCUCGCCGCAGCUUAACCCGGCCACCAACGGCUCAGCGCUAAAGUCUCCGACGGCCGUCAACAAGGCCCAGCGCACUGCAAGUUUCAGCCGGGAAGGAAUAUUAGGUUCGGCACAAAAAGCUCGGAACCUUUCUCAAACGUCUGAGAUCCGUACUGAGCAAAUCACCAAUGGCAUGUCGAAAGCAUCUAGCGACGAAGGGGGAAACCCGCUAAAGAGGCGGAAUACGGAUGCGACUGUUGACUACCCUCGGAGACGAGCCACCAUCGCGUGCGAGGUUUGCCGUUCUCGGAAAUCAAGAUGUGACGGCACGAAACCAAAAUGUAAGCUUUGUACGGAACUCGGGGCUGAGUGUAUAUAUCGAGAGCCCGGGAUCAAGCUUGACGCCGGCGACAAGCUCAUUCUCGAGCGACUGAAUCGAAUCGAGAGCCUUCUUCAAAUCAACCUGACAAACGGUCACCCGAACGCAAUGCAGAUCACCCACGAUUCCCCGCCCAUAAGUAACGGGACUGCUCUUAGCGGCGAUAAUGUCAUGAUUCAAAACUCAUCCGGUAACUUUGUCUCUAUUAUACCGAGCGGUGGCUUAGGUACUUGGACAAGUCAUCCCCAAGGUACUAACAUCUCUACGAUGCCUAAAGUUCACACCAACGCUGCGCUUCACCUGCUUCAAUGGCCAUUGAUUCGGGAUCUGAUCGGACGACCGUACGACCCGCAGAUUAUUCUACAGCUCGAGAUGGCUCGGGAGCCACUACAUUCCUUGGCUAAGACGCCCUGUGUCGAUUUAUCAAAUACUAAUGCUUACAUCGAAGCCUACUUCGAGAGAGUGAACGUAUGGUAUGCCUGCGUUAAUCCUUUUACUUGGAGGAGCCAUUAUCGUACGGCGUUAUCGACUGGAUUUCGCGAAGGUCCAGAGAGCUGCAUCGUGCUACUAGUACUUUCACUCGGCCAGGCAAGCUUGCGAGGUAGUAUAUCCAGGAUUGUGCCUCAGGAGGACCCUCCGGGCCUGCAAUACUUUACGGCUGCAUGGUCACUCUUACCCGGCAUGAUGACUGCGAAUAGCGUUCUGGCUGCUCAGUGUCAUUUAUUAGCCGCUGCUUAUCUUUUCUACUUGGUACGGCCGCUGGAAGCGUGGAACUUGCUAUGCACGGUGAGCAGCAAACUACAACUAUUACUUAUGACCCCGACUCGCGUACCGGAAGACCAAAGAGAACUCUUAGAACGAAUUUACUGGAACGCUCUCCUUUUCGAAAGCGACCUUCUCGCGGAAUUAGAUUUACCUCAUUCCGGAGUAGUUCAAUUUGAGGAAAACGUUGGACUUCCCGGUGGAUUUCAAGGAGAAGAAUCCGAAGCAGUCGGUCGAGAUGAUCUCUGGUAUUUCUUAGCUGAAAUCGCCCUAAGAAGGCUCCUCAAUCGAGUUAGCCAACUCAUUUAUUCCAAGGAUUCCAUGGCUUCAACUACGAGUCUAGAGCCUGUCGUCGCGGAGCUGGACUUUCAGCUUACGCAAUGGUACGAAAGUCUCCCUUUGGCCCUUCAAUUCCCGUUCACCCGUACGACUCUACCGGACCCGGUGCAAACGGUGCUACGAUUACGUUUCUUUGCUUGCCGAACCAUUAUCUACCGUCCGUAUAUCUUGGCGGUGCUGGAUAACGAACAGGCCGUAUUAGACCCCUCAGUACGGGAUAGCUGUCACAAGUGCCUCGAAGCCUCAAUCAGGCAAUUGGAGCACAUAUCUGCACAUCACGCCGGCCAUAUGCCCUACCUCUGGCAGGGCGCUCUCUCUAUCGUUUCGCAGACAUUACUGGUUAUGGGGGCUACCAUGUCACCGUCUCUGUCUAACAUACUAUUAACACUCGUACCUCACCGUGAAGUCAUAGAUCAAAUCAUCAAUGACGUAAUUAUGGACAUCGAGAGGAUGGCAAUACUGGCGCCCAGCUUGAGUUUGGCUGCCGAGAUCAUCAAAGAGGCCGAGGUCCGCAGGCGAACAUUCCUGAAUGGUUGA